Molecule: messenger RNA, 906 nt
Organism: Aspergillus bombycis
Lineage: Eukaryota; Fungi; Ascomycota; Eurotiomycetes; Eurotiales; Aspergillaceae
Gene: rsmA
Product: putative bZIP transcription factor (Fcr3)
Exons: 3
Coding region: 1-906 (301 amino acids)
Cellular component (GO): RNA polymerase II transcription regulator complex
Molecular function (GO): DNA-binding transcription activator activity, RNA polymerase II-specific; transcription cis-regulatory region binding
Source: RefSeq, a predicted model, not a curated record
AUGGAGUACCCAUACUAUCCCAACCCCCAAUCCCAACAGUUCUCUUUAUACAACUUGCAAGGGGCGCCCACCCUCGGUCAGAACGACGAUGACAACCAUCGAAACCCACAGACCGAUGACAUCCAGGAUACUCUCGCUUCGUUGGGGAUACAGAGUUAUCAGUCCUUCGACCCUUCGUUUCGCUUCCAGAACCCCACCGCAGCGUUCGGACAUCCGCCACACUCUCCACCCGAGUCAUUCUCAAAGCAUUCCGCCUCUGGCAGUGAUAUCUUCGGCCAACCGACCGAGCCGACUUCGUUAGAUGGAGAACUGGGUUUCGGUCGGAGUAGUAGCGAGGAAAAGGAGUCUAUGACUCCAGCGCAAUCAAAGCGCAAGGCACAGAACAGAGCAGCUCAGCGCGCGUUCCGCGAACGAAAGGAGCGACAUGUGCGAGAGUUAGAGGAAAAGGUUAACAGCCUGGAACAAGCAUCAUCCAAUUUGGUUGCGGAUAACGAACGCUUGAAGCGAGAGUUAGCCCGGUUUACAACAGAGAAUGAGAUCCUGCGCGCAACGUCGGGCUCGAGCGACCGAACACACCACAACUCAGAUGAGCCAACUACGACAGGGCCGUUGACAUACACUCCCACAGAUUUUUACUCCGAGCUGGUACCGAAGGGCGAACCAGCUCGUCUCCAUCGUGUGUCAACCUGCGCACAGACCGGGGAGAAAUUGCUCGGUGCCGGUGCUACAUGGGACCUAAUCCAAGGGCAUGAGCUGUUCAAGCGCGGUUUAGUCGACAUCAGAGAUGUCUCGGAACGGCUGAAGAACAUAACUCAAUGUGAUGGACAGGGCCCUGCUUUCCCCGAGACCGAGGUGCUCAAGGCAAUUGAAGAAAGCGCAGCUGCUCAUGAUGAUGACCUUCUUUGA